CUGUUCCACAGAGCCAUCAUCCAGAGUGGCUCAGCCCUGUCCAGCUGGGCCGUCAACUACCAGCCUGUCAAGUACACCCGCAUGCUGGCUGAGAGGGUUGGCUGCAAUGUGCUGGACACCCUGGACAUGGUGUCCUGCCUGCAGAAGAAGAGUGCCAGAGAGCUGGUGGAGCAAGACAUCCAGCCAGCCCGCUACCACGUAGCCUUCGGCCCAGUCAUUGAUGGUGACGUCAUCCCCGACGACCCCGAGAUCCUGAUGGAGCAGGGCGAGUUCCUCAACUAUGACAUCAUGCUGGGCGUCAACCAGGGGGAGGGGCUGCGUUUCGUGGAGAAUGUGGUGGACCUGGAGGAUGGCGUGUCCGGCAGUGACUUUGACUUUGCCGUGUCGGACUUCGUAGACAGCCUGUAUGGCUACCCGGAGGGGAAGGACACUCUGAGGGAAACCAUCAAGUUCAUGUACACAGACUGGGCUGACAGGGACAACCCGGAGACCAGAAGGAAGACGUUAGUCGCCCUGUUCACUGACCACCAGUGGGUGGAGCCCUCGGUGGUGACGGCUGACCUGCACGCCCGCUACGGCUCACCCACAUACUUCUACGCAUUCUACCACCACUGCCAGAGCCUGAUGAAGCCUGUGUGGUCAGACUCAGCCCACGGGGACGAGGUGCCCUAUGUGUUUGGCAUCCCCAUGGUGGGAGCCACUGACCUGUUCCCGUGCAACUUCUCCAGGAAUGACAUCAUGCUCAGCGCUGUAGUCAUGACCUACUGGACCAACUUCGCCAAGAGUGGGUGAGUACAUUACCCUGAGACCUGGUCAGACUCGGACAGGAUCCAUUCUGUUCAUCCCAAAUUAGGCUUGAUUGUGGUAUGCUUGUAUAGUAAAAUGAUGGGUAGUUCAUUCACAAUAUUUCCCAUUUGUGUCCCUGUAUUUGCCUAAAAGUGCUAUAAAUAAUAGAUGGUAAGAGUAUUCCUAAUCAUAUUCAAAGACGUAUUGAAGCCUGUGCAGAAUAACCAAUAUUUAUAGACAUAUAGACGCACUUCACAUGUAUCUAAAAAUGGAGCCUUGCUGCAUUACACCUCUGCUUAAGUCACAGCAGAAUUAGCACCUCUCUGAACAGAGCAUUUCCACCGUCUCUAUAAAAAUGAUGUUACAGUAAACCCAGAUCUAGAAACCGAUGCUCAGUAGAAAGUGGGUUUUGGAUGUGCUGCAAUGAAAGAUGUAGGGCAGGGAUGGGCAACUGGCGGGGUCUCAACUUAAUGUUGAGCGUUAGAAUAGAAGAAUACACAAGGUGCAAUUUAAAAAUGUGGUUGUGCAUCAGCAGUUUCUCUUUUUAUGUCAGUCACUGACAGUCACUUAAUUAGCCCGUGUCAGGUAUUUUUUUUUAGAUUGGUAAAUUAGUCUAGCCAGUUAUCUAAACUUGUAGUACUCAUGGUCAAAUUACCGACCGGGGGGCCCCCAUUGAUUUUGUUAGUCACUCUCACUCAGAUAUCAUAUUCAAAACAUUUCUCUCCACCCUAUAGCAAAAUGUGUAUAGUUGCAGGAAAUUAACUGUAAAACUGCUAAUAUUUCUCUCAGCCCCAUGGCAAAAUGAGUAGAAUUGCAUGAAAUUAGUUAUACAACUGCAAAAUAUUCUGUACGCCCCAUGGCGAAAUGUGUAGAAUUGCAGGAAAUUUACUCUAAAACAUACUUUUUUUCUCUCCGCUGUCAAGACGGAGGCCACUAAAAUGAUUUGCUCGCAAGGUGUUUUACUCACAAUUUAACUUCGGGUCCCCAAAAGGCUAGGACCGGCUCUGACUGCAUGUGUGGGUAUGCAGAACCGCGAGCCACUGCGGCCCCUCAUGAUGAGUUCUGAUUUUUUGUGGCCCCCACCCCGAUCAAAGUUGCCCAUCCCUGAUGUAGGGAAUGCUGAGCACUUGAAGAAAGACUGUGACAUUAUAUCAACCAAAACUUGCCUAUUGACAUCUAGCCUCGCAAAGCUGCCGAUCACGCGAGCUUACAUUAAACGCUGAAUGGAUAUCCGUGCAGGAUCAGCGGCUUUGCGAGGCUAGUUGACCUCCCCGAUAAUGAAUCAAUUGAAAGAAUGACUUCUCUAUGUAUGUUAUCAAUGAUGCCCUAUCUUUGACCCCUGUCUUCAUUGCGUGUCUGCAGUGACCCAAACAAGCCAGUGCCCCAGGACACUAAGUUCAUCCAUACCAAGGCCAACCGCUUUGAGGAGGUGGCCUGGUCCAAGUACAACCCCCAUGACCAGCUGUACCUGCACAUUGGCCUGAAGCCUCGCAUCCGCGACCACUACCGCGCCACCAAGGUAGCCUUCUGGAAGCAUCUGGUGCCCCACCUGUACAACCUCCACGACAUGUUCCAUUACACCUCCACCACCACUAAGGUCCCUCCCCAGGACACCACCAACUCCAACGGCAAGAGGACCGGCACCACCAAGCGUCCGCCUGUCUCCACGGCCCACAGCAGUAACGGGGAUGGGGAGGAGACGGGUCCUCUGAUCGUGGCUAACCCCAGAGAUUAUUCCACUGAGCUGAGUGUCACCAUCGCUGUGGGCGCCUCGCUGCUGUUCCUCAAUGUGCUGGCCUUCGCCGCGCUCUACUACCGUAAGGACAAGCGCAGCCGGCAGGAUGGCCACGCCGGCCCCCAGCAGGCCAGCCCCCAGCGGCAGAGCAACGGCAACGACGUGAGCCACACCACCACCGACGAGAGCCUGUCCCAUCAGAUGACCCAGAGCAGCCAGAUGAACCAGUGUGACACUCUGCAUGACCUCCAUGACCUCCACGACCUCCCUGGCCUUCACGACCCCCUGCACCUCUCCCCCAACAUGGACUACACCCUGACCCUGCGCCGCUCACCAGACGACAUCCCCCUGAUGACGCCCAACAACAUCACCUUGAUCCCCAACUCCCUGAUGGGCCUGCCCAACAUGCACCCCUACAGCACCUUCCCAGCCGGGUACAACUCCACAGUCCUGCCCCACUCCCACUCCACCACCCGGGUAUAG
Messenger RNA from Coregonus sp. 'balchen', 3004 nucleotides. NCBI's taxonomy places the organism in Eukaryota, Metazoa, Chordata, Actinopteri, Salmoniformes, Salmonidae. The record is from the annotation of a GenBank genome assembly.